ACUAGGAGCGUUCGUUACGAUUUUAUAAAUUUAUAUUUUUUUAAAGUACGAUAUGUCCGGACGUGGGAAAGGUGGUAAAGUAAAGGGUAAAGCGAAGUCGCGGUCAAAUAGAGCUGGAUUACAGUUUCCAGUUGGCCGUAUCCAUCGUCUUUUAAGGAAGGGUAAUUAUGCCGAACGUGUUGGAGCCGGAGCGCCAGUAUAUUUGGCGGCAGUAAUGGAAUAUCUAGCUGCUGAAGUUCUCGAGUUGGCAGGAAAUGCUGCUCGUGAUAACAAAAAGACAAGAAUUAUUCCGAGACAUUUGCAAUUGGCGAUCCGAAAUGACGAAGAAUUAAAUAAAUUAUUGUCUGGUGUAACUAUUGCUCAGGGUGGUGUCUUGCCGAAUAUACAAGCUGUUUUGCUUCCAAAGAAAACAGAAAAGAAAACAUAAUUAAAAAUUUGCAAACUAAAACGGCCCUUUUUAGGGCCACCA
Messenger RNA from Vespa velutina, 469 nucleotides. Its product is annotated as histone H2A-like. Gene Ontology annotation, molecular function: DNA binding; structural constituent of chromatin; protein heterodimerization activity. The coding region runs from base 53 to 427 and encodes 124 amino acids. The transcript has a single exon. Gene Ontology annotation, cellular component: nucleosome. Lineage: Eukaryota; Metazoa; Arthropoda; Insecta; Hymenoptera; Vespidae. The record is from RefSeq and is a predicted model, not a curated record.